Messenger RNA from Acanthoscelides obtectus, 1010 nucleotides. The record is from the annotation of a GenBank genome assembly. Lineage: Eukaryota; Metazoa; Arthropoda; Insecta; Coleoptera; Chrysomelidae.
AUAUAGGCCUGAAUGGCUUAGGCACUUAUUAGAUUGUACAACUGCGUGUUCUAAGCAACCGCGCGCUAUAAGUUCGAAGUCGAUGGCUGAUUCAACAACGUGUCUUCAGUCUUCACGGUCACUUCCGUCAUGUAGAGGUACCGGUGCCGCAGAGCGCUGAGCGAAGUGAAAGUUUCAUACGGUACCACGUUUACGAAGAAAAUAUGGUGCUUUGAUACGUUGUGUUGAAAUGAAUUACAACUUUUUCGUUGUAUACGUGGCUGCUAUCGUGAUUUAUUGUACGAAUUUGUCUCAAGGUUUACAGAGAUGUUUCACCUGUCGAUCCAGGGGUGAAUUGGGGAGCUGUAAAGAUCCAUUCGUGGUAAAUGUGACGAUAGUUGAGGCAAAACAAGAAAUUGGUGUUCAAACUGUUCCUUGCGCUUCUGGUUGGUGCGGAAAAAUUGUCGAAACUGAAGAUACUGCCAAAGAAGAAUAUGGAGUAGCUACCCAAAGGAUGUGUCUGCAAAGGGGACCUUCAGAUAGCGAAGACCGUUGUGCUUACACCAAAUGGAAUUAUCGCAGGGUACUGAUGUGUUUCUGCAAAGGGGAUCUGUGCAAUUCGUCCAAGAAAUUGGAAGCUAAUUUUCUAGUUUGUAUUAUUAGUACAAUACUGUUUCAUAGUCUGAUAUGGUAGCAUUGAAAAUUUGGAUGCGAUGUAAAAUCAGUCGAUCAUGGUUAUCCAACAAUUUGAAAUGAUUGACUUAUUACAAUUUAAUUCGACAAACUUUCUCAAAAGUUAGUCCAAGACAAGUAAAAUUUUGUAUUCAGUGAGGUCAUAUUAGUUACGUCAUUCUACAUCAUGAGUGAUGUUCCUUAACUGUUCCAAUCGAAUAGCUCUUGUAAGGUGGAACAGGAUUUAUAAAUAAUAUAUGGAAUAUGAUUUGAUCGUUGAUGUAUCAAAUUAUUACUUAUUUUGCUCAGCUAUUCUUGUAAUGUUAAAGAUUAUUUAAAUAAAUUAUUUUUAUAAUAUA